Phyllotreta striolata is the source of this 646-nucleotide messenger RNA. The record is from the annotation of a GenBank genome assembly. Lineage: Eukaryota; Metazoa; Arthropoda; Insecta; Coleoptera; Chrysomelidae.
GUCAAAACUGUCGCCACCAAAUUUUUUAUCAACUUGUGCAUGAAGUCGAUGAAAUUUUGAGAAAAAAUAAAAUUAAUAGAUUCGAUAAGAAAUGGCUGGUGUAUUAGUAAAAAGUUUUCGUUUGUGCACGAGGAACACAGCGAAAUUACGAUCCUUAUCUACGAGACCGCUAGCGGUAGCUCUGAUUAGCAAAUGCAACGAAAAUAUCCAAACUAUUUCACAAAUAAAAUCCUCUUCGCUCAUCCCACAGAGACUUGUUACACCACAAGGCCGAAGUUACAGUUCAAAGCCGCCACUUACAUUGAAUCUUAUCUCUGAAAGAGUUCUGUUAGUAUUAAAAUUAUACGAUAAAGUUAACCCUGAAAAGUUGACUCUGAAUUCCCACUUCAUCAACGAUCUCGGACUGGAUUCUCUGGAUCACGUGGAAGUCAUUAUGGCGAUGGAGGACGAGUUCGGUUUCGAAAUACCCGAUGCCGAUGCGGAGAAAUUGAUGAAACCCGCAGACAUAGUGAGGUACGUGGGAGAUAAAGAAGAUGUGUACGAUUAGAUAUUCAGAGGUUACCUUUCCCGAACAUUAUUGUCAACAGUUAGAAACGUUUUGUUAAUUUUUAAGUUUAUUUAAAAUAAAUUAGAAAAGAAUCUGUUU